AUGAGUUCUCCACAAACUGAUGAAAGGGAACAUCAAUCAGUUCAAGAAGUAGAUAUGACUGUUGAUGAAGUGGAAAAGGUGGAAAGUUCUGAAGAGGGUGAUCACAAUAAGAAGGAUGUCACCAUGGGAGAAGAGACUGUUGAAGAAGAUGAAGAGGAAGAAGACCACAUAGCUGAUGAUCAGCCACAUGGAGAAGAUGAUGAUGAGGCUGAAGAUGGUAAAAAUGUCGUGGACGUUGAAGAAGAGGAGGAGGAAGAAGAAGAGGAAGCUUCUUUAUCACUUCCAUUAUCAAAAAUCAAAAAGAUCUUCAAGUUGGAUCCAGAGUACACAGCUGCAUCACCAGGAGCGGUGUAUGCCACAGGUUUAGCAACUGAAUUGUUCAUACAGUACUUUGUUGAACAGGCUUCGAUGCUGGCCAAAAUGGACAAGAGAAAGAAAAUCCAAUAUAAGGACUUCAGUAGUGCUGUAAGUCACAACGACGCGUUGACGUUUUUACGAGACACCGUCCCUAAGACACAAGAACUUAGCGCACUCAUCAGUAAGAACAUAAUUGAUGUAAAUGGCCAACCUGGGGUUGCUGACAUGGAUACCAUGGGAUCAUCUACCACUGGAGAACAAGAAGAUGUAGAAGAAGUACAAACAACAACCCAUAGUAAACCUCUUGCAAAGGGUCAACAAACUUUAAACUUUGAAAGAGCAACGCCUCAAGCCAAAGCUGUAGAUCCUGCACCAGUCGCCCCUAUCAAGAAGGCAGUACUACUGGACUUGAUGUCGGAGGAUCAAGAUGAAGAAGAAGUAAUAAUGAUAGAUUAA
Messenger RNA from [Candida] anglica, 813 nucleotides. The record is from the annotation of a GenBank genome assembly. NCBI's taxonomy places the organism in Eukaryota, Fungi, Ascomycota, Pichiomycetes, Serinales, Debaryomycetaceae.